This is a messenger RNA of Rhodamnia argentea, 3034 nucleotides long. Its product is annotated as disease resistance protein RPM1-like. The transcript is spliced from 3 exons. Gene Ontology annotation, molecular function: ADP binding. Gene Ontology annotation, biological process: defense response to other organism. The record is from RefSeq and is a predicted model, not a curated record. NCBI's taxonomy places the organism in Eukaryota, Viridiplantae, Streptophyta, Magnoliopsida, Myrtales, Myrtaceae. Bases 1 to 2892 code for a protein of 963 amino acids.
AUGGCAGAAUCCGCAGUUUCCUUUCUGCUUGGGAAGCUUUCUAUGCUCGUCGAGAAAGAGGUUAAACUAUUGAAAGGGGUACGUGGAGAAAUCGUACUCAUCAGAGAUGAAUUUGAGCACAUGAAGGCCUUCUUAGAACGUGCCGAGUCGUUGCAAGAAGAUGAUCCUGAGUUGAAGAUAUGGGUGAAACAAGUUGCCAUUAGAGCCAGAGCAUUAUCAAUGGAAUUGGGGUGUUACACAUACGAUGUGGAGGAUAUUCUGGAUGAAUUCACGCUCAACUUGGCAACAGAUCAUGGACAUGGGUUCAUGAAGUGCUUUCACAAGAUCAAGUCAUCCAUACAUAACUUGAAAGCACGCCAUCAUAUCUCCUCCAAGAUAGAUGAUAUCAAGUCAAGAGUCCACAGCAUCGGCGAAAGGCAUCAGCGAUAUAAUUUGAAGCCAUAUGACGGGGAGCAAAGUGCGAGGGCAUCCAGCAGAGGCACCUCCUGGCACGAUCUCAGGGAGGACACUUUUCUUGUCCAGGAAGGUGAACUGGUGGGGAUUGACAAGCCGAGAGAAGAUCUUAUUAAUUGGCUUGUUGAUGGAGAACCCGGACUUGAAGUUAUAUCGAUCUUAGGGAUGGGGGGUUCUGGGAAGACCACUCUGGCAAAAAGAGUCUACGACGAUUGCCAAGUGAAAGCCUACUUCCAAAGCCAUGCAUGGAUCAGUGUCUCCCAGACUUAUAAUAUUGAGAGUAUCUUGAGGGACAUAAUUGCUCGACUACAAGGAGAAAUUCAGCAGCCGGUUCCUCAAGGAUUAGAAUCCAUGAGUAUCGCGAGCCUCAAGCAGAAAGUGAAAGACUUUCUGCAGCAAAAGAGGUACGUCAUUGUUCUAGAUGAUGUAUGGAACUUGGAAGCACUAGAUGGUAUAAAAAGUGCAAUGCCUAAUAGCAGCUUCUGUAGCCGAAUAAUAAUCACUGCUCGUAUGGCUGACGUUGCUACUGUCUCAUCCAACCCGUCAAAAGUUUAUACCCGUAUGCCCUUAUCUCCAGAAGAAUCAUGGUCCUUAUUCUGCAAGAAAGCCUUCCGUGGGAAGCCCUGUCCUCCUCACCUAGAACACCUUUCUCUACAGAUUUUGAGAAAAUGUGAGGGUUUGCCACUGGCCAUAGUGGCAAUUGGUGGCCUUCUCUUUGCAAAAGAUGGCCAAGAAUGGGCGAUGAUUAAUCGUAGCCUUGCUGCAGAACUGGAAAGCGAUGACAGGAUGCAAAUUUUCAGGAAAAUUCUCAGCUUGAGCUACAAUGACUUGCAUUAUAACUUGAAAAGUUGCUUUUUGUACUUGGGAGUAUUUCCUGAGGAUCAUGAGAUUGAGUGUAGUAGACUCAUCCGUCUGUGGAUCGCAGAAGGAUUUGUUGAGAAAAGAGAAGGGAUGACACAGGAGGAGGUUGCUGAAAGAUACCUGAAGGAGCUUAUAAACCGAAGUUUGGUGCAAAUUGCAGAAAGAGUUUCAGGCGGAAGGCUAAGACGUUGUAGGGUACAUGACCUAAUGCGUGAAAGCAUCCUUUCUAAGUUAAGGGAUGAAAACUUUGUUUCGUUCGCAUCUGAGCAGAGAAAAGAAUUGAACGAAAGAGUGCGGCGUCUGUCAGUCGAAUCCACCAACAACAAUGCACUGAACCAGCUAAUCCUCCCCCGCCUACGUUCUCUGCUCAUUUUUGAGGUAGGAGAAUCGUCAAGCUCAGAUGGGCAAUUCGUCCCAAGUGGCUCUAAGCUGUUGAGGGUGUUAGAUCUGGGAGGCUCGUCCCUUCACAACUUCCCCAGACAAAUACUAGACCUGUUCCACUUGAAGUAUCUAAGUUUGAGAGGGACCAACGUGAGCAUCAUUCCUAGGUCAAUUGGGAAACUCCAAAAUCUGGAGACUCUGGAUCUUAAACAGACGUUGGUCUCUGAGCUGCCUGUGGAGAUAACCAAGCUCACGAAAUUACAGCAUCUGGUGGUGUACAGUUAUACGGGAGUGAAUGACCUAGGUUUUGUUACGGGAUUUUCUGCUCCCCAGGGCAUUGGAGCGCUGGCAUCACUGCAGAAAUUGACCUGUGUAAAAGCUGGACGGGGUCGGAGCAAGAAUACAAUGCAAGAGCUGGGUGAAUUAAGUCAACUAACGAGGCUGGGUGUGAUGGGCCUUGAGACAAAUGAUGCAAAGGAACUAUGCCUCUCCCUCGAGAAGAUGACCAACCUGCGAACACUAAGUGUAACCGCAGCAAGUGAGUCUGAAGUUAUUGAUUUGGAUUUUCUAUCUUCUCCUCCCCUGAUCCUUCGGACUCUAAAUAUCCAAGGAUGUCUAAAGGAGCUGCCUCAUUGGGUACCUCUGCUGAACAAUCUGGUGAAAAUGAGUUUGUCACAGUCCAGAUUGAAAUCGAGCCCCCUAAUUGCUCUCCAGAAUUUGCCCAAUCUCGUGGAGCUUGGACUGGUUAGUGCCUUCGAUGGGGAAACAUUGGCUUUUGGAGAUGGAGGGUUCCCAAAGCUGAAGAAGUUGCACUUUGAAGAUCUGGAAAAUCUGAGCUUUGUGUUGAUGAAUGGUCAGGCAAUGCCUUGCCUUGAGAGUCUCUCCAUUGUCGGAUGCCGGCACUUGGACUGGCAAUCAUUACUGGUUGUUAUCCGCAGCCUCGCGAGCCUCAAGGAUCUCGAAUUCUUUGGGAUGCCAGAAGAAUUUGCUCUUGCGUUCUAUCCGCAAAGCAGUAGCGGAAUGAGGGAGGGUAUCGUGCAAGAGUGCUAUGAGGAGGUGAUGGAACGUAACCCGGAAGUCUCCUUUAUCUGGCAGAUAGAGGAUCACUGGGAGAUACAUGAUCUUAGCAUCCAAUCCUACAAUGUCAUCAAGGGUAGGGCGAUGAGCCGCGAUGAGGUUCUGCCUCUAGUUUCGUAGAUCGUAGGGAUAUGCUGGCCCCCCUGCUAGUCCCUUUGGUCCGUCAUUGAUCCUAGAAGACCAUCGUCACGAGCAAGAAGAUCCUCCGCCGCUUUUAUGACUCCUUCCAUUAUCGAUAUUUUUUAUCUAAGAACUUUCAUAU